AGUGCAAUAGGUUGAUAAAAAUUUUUAUUUUUAUGUUUUUUUUCUUCCAUGAUGUUAGGAAAAGUGUCCGAUGGCUGAUGCCUAUACUUCUGAUAUCGCAGACCGUAGUUAUAUCAUUUUUCCUAUCGUUAAUCGUUAUUACUUUAAGCUUUAAAUUUUUUUCAUGACAUCUUUUAUAUUUUUGUUAUAUUGUUUUUACUAUUUUAUUGUAAGUUCCCUUAAAAAUGAAUUUUAAGUCAAUAGAUUUUGAUCUAGCACAAAACGUAUUUUAUUUCCACAAUGCCGAAUUACAAAGUUUAACGUUUGUGCUUGACUGGGACACUGGAGAAAAAUUCUAUUCUAACUUAUUAAGAAAGUCCUUUGCAAAUAUAUUAGAUAGACCAAAUGAUCAUUCUAUGAUACUUGUAAAACCAGGACAAACCAAUUAUUUUCAUAGAAAGAUUCCAGCAUUUGAUAUUAAAUAUAUUGAAGAUUGCUUUAAAUUCAAAGAAUAUCUUGAUCCAACCAAAUAUUUAAUUAAAAACACAUGUCUUGCAAAUUAUACAAAAGAUGAUAUAUUUGAUUGUUGGUUCUAUCAAAAUAAAUCAUGGUCUGAUUUAGUUUCAAUUCCAGAAAACAAAAAUAAUAAUUGUAAAAUUAUAUCCUCAUCUACUAAUCCCAUUUCUCAAGUCGCAAGUUCUAGAUCUAACGCUGAUUCUAAUGAUACUAUGUUGUCUAACAAUUUACAGAAGACUAAUUUAAAAAACACAAGAAUGCCUUAUUCACAUAAAGAAGAGAUGAAUAUUGUUAAUUACAUAAUCAAAAACAAUUAUGCUUUCAAUGUCACCGGAGUAACAAUGUGGCAACGUAUGGAACAUGCCAAAGUAUGUAAACAUCGUACAUGGCAAUCUAUGAAAGAAAGGUAUUUAAAACACAUUAAAUAUGAUUUAAAUUCAGGAAAUCAUAGAUUCCCAUUUCUUUCACCAAAUGAUUUGAAACUAUUGCGACAAGGUUUAAAUAUUGAAAAAUUAAAUAAGUAUGAUAAAGAAGCAAUAAAAUCUCGAUUCAAUGAAGAACGAAAUGAAGAUUAUAAUUCAGAUAGUUCCUAAUAUAUAACCUAACUAUGUAAUCUGAUAUUCCAUUAAUUUGGUUCUAUUAUACUUAUAAAAAAAAGGGUUUGUCUGUUUUUUAGUACUUAAGAUUUUUUUAACACAU
Molecule: messenger RNA, 1194 nt
Organism: Melanaphis sacchari
Lineage: Eukaryota; Metazoa; Arthropoda; Insecta; Hemiptera; Aphididae
Exons: 7
Coding region: 225-1088 (287 amino acids)
Biological process (GO): telomere maintenance via telomere lengthening; regulation of DNA-templated transcription
Cellular component (GO): shelterin complex
Molecular function (GO): telomeric repeat DNA binding
Source: RefSeq, a predicted model, not a curated record